Messenger RNA from Lichtheimia ornata, 1743 nucleotides. RefSeq lists its product as uncharacterized. Bases 1 to 1743 code for a protein of 580 amino acids. NCBI's taxonomy places the organism in Eukaryota, Fungi, Mucoromycota, Mucoromycetes, Mucorales, Lichtheimiaceae. The transcript is spliced from 4 exons. The record is from RefSeq and is a predicted model, not a curated record.
AUGAGAAAGAUCCUUGAUCUAUUAUUCUUGGCGGCUAUUGCUAAAGCUGUCACUUUCCGUGUCGUUGCUCCUGGUGCCACUGAUGUUCAAGUAUCAGUCAAUGGUCAACUCACCAAGCUUACUGCCUCUGAUCCAGACGUGCCUUACUUUACAGGUGAUGCCAAUGCUUCUCCUGAUUCAAAAUACAAGUACGUGGCUGGUGGCAAUGCUGAGCCUUUUGACCGAACAUUGGAAGAAGGCCGUGACAAGACUCGAAAUGAUUUCUUUAAUCGUUCAAUUACCUAUGCAAACAUCCCUAAGCUGCCAUUCCCUAUCCCUGAAAAUCCAUGGACACGUAGUGGCAAGGAAGCACCCAUGUUUGAUUCCAACUAUAUACCCACCAUUUUCAUGACCGGCAACCCUGCUGACAUGGAUAAUCUUGUCAAGAACGUGCCUGCCACCUUAUACAAUGAUACCAAAUUUACAUUUAUUGGUCCCGAAGAAGUACUUGUGUACAAGGGAUGCUCUUUUGGUAUUCAUGGAGCAGGAAAAAAACACAACAACAACAAACAAAGCUGGAGAUGGACGUUGCCUAAAGGACAAAACAUCUACAAUCGUAACUAUAUCAAGCUACGACAUAUGGAGGAAGACCCAACACAAAUGCGUGAGAAGCUCUAUUCCGAUAUCCUGCAAGCCAUGGGAGUUUAUGUAGGCGAUGCCAAUGUCGUGCGAUUCUACAUUAAUGGACAAGGUUUCGGCACCUUUUGCAUGUUGGAUGAUAUCGUUCAGUAUUCAUACAUCAAUGCAGUAUUCUAUGAUGGCAAACCACCACAACAAUUGGGUCCCCUUUAUGAUGGUGCAUCUGGUGCCGAUUUUCAAAUUUCCACGGACGAGUACGGAUCAUGGAUUCCCAAUCCUGCAAGUCCCGAGGAUUCAAGUGCAUUGGCACCCAUCUCUGAGCAAAUCAAUCAUACGAAUUACAAGGAUGAUAACCAAGUAGCCAACUUGUCCAAGGCUAUUGACCUCGACCAAUUCAUGCGUUUCAUGGUGAUGGAAUUCCUUGCUGGUCAUUGGGACGGCUAUUGGAUGGAGCAAACCAACGAUGGUGCCUACCGUGAUCCAACAGACAACAACAAAUGGUAUUACCUUGGCCAAGACUUUGACGCUACCUUUGGUGUCAAUCUUGCACAGGAUCGUCAAUUUGUUGCUACAUCGUACAAAAACUAUCCCCAACUUUUCCCAGGUGGCGUACUGAUCAACAAUUUGCUGCAAAACCCGCAGAUGCGUACACGUUUUGAAACGUAUUUGAAAAACACAACUGCCAUUUUAUUCAACAAUUACACGCUCACGAAUCGUGUUCUCGAGUAUCAAAAGUUCCUUUUGCCCGAUCUUGAAUGGGAUCGAUCCAUCAAGCAACUCUCACCUGGUAUCAACUUUGGAUGGACAUUUCCUCAAGUGACCCAAAACCUCUGGGAAGGUGUAGCAGCGGGUGCUACACCCAAUGUUACUGGUGGUGCCGAAUGGGGAUUGCUUGAAUGGGUAACUGCCAAGAGCGAAGCUGUGGCCAAGGAUCUUAAUGUUCAAAUCGUGCAGCAUCCAGUGGGCCCACCUGAAGAUGCAAAAGAUGCAUCAGCCCCUACUUCACCAGGGAUGGCACCCAAUGGUUCUCAAUCAGCAGCAGCAGCUUCAUCGUUCAUCAAACCUUUUAUCGGAUUCGUUUAUGCCGCCUUGGCUGUGUCAACCGGUGCCCUACUUGGAUGGUGA